AUGAAGCGUUAUGUUUACAUCGAUGACGACGAGUCAUCUCAUGAUCUUUACUGUGAUAAUCGAAUAUCAAAUAGGAAAUAUACUUUAUUGAACUUUCUUCCAAAAAAUUUAUGGGAACAAUUCAGCCGGUUCAUGAAUCAGUACUUUUUGCUGAUAGCUUGCCUGCAGUUAUGGCCUCUCAUUACUCCAGUAAAUCCUGCCAGUACAUGGGGUCCACUUAUCUUUAUUUUUGCAGUCUCCGCGUCAAAAGAGGCUUGGGAUGAUUACAAUAGAUAUCUUUCAGACAAAAAGGCUAAUCAGAAGGAAGUAUGGGUUGUUAGAAAAGGUGUCAAGAAACUUAUUCAGGCCCAGGAUAUUCAUGUAGGUAAUAUAAUAUGGCUACGUGAAAAUGAUGAAGUGCCCUGUGACCUUGUUUUGAUUGGCACGUCUGAUCCCCAAGGAGUUUGCUAUGUAGAGACUUCUGCACUGGAUGGUGAAACUGAUUUAAAGACGCGGGUCAUACCUCCUGCUUGCAUGGGAAUUGAUGUUGAACUAUUACACAAAAUUAAGGGUGUAAUUGAGUGUCCCAGUCCAGAUAAAGACGUCAGAAGAUUUGAUGCAAACAUGCGUUUGUACCCCCCUUUUAUUGAUAAUGAUGUAUGCCCUUUAACCAUUAAAAACACAAUUCUUCAGUCAUGUUACUUGAGAAAUACUGAGUGGGCAUGUGGAGUUGCUAUCUAUACAGGAAACGAAACCAAAUUGGGCAUGAGUAGGGGUAUCCCAGAACCAAAGCUCACUGCUAUGGAUGCCAUGAUCGACAAGUUGACUGGUGCUAUAUUUAUAUUCCAAAUUGUUGUUGUAUUGGUUCUUGGCAUAGCGGGUAAUGUUUGGAAGGACACAGAAGCAAGAAAACAAUGGUAUGUUCUUUACCCUCAUGAAGGCCCUUGGUAUGAGUUAUUGGUAAUUCCUUUGCGGUUCGAGCUUCUUUGUUCCAUCAUGAUACCCAUUUCAAUUAAGGUAUCUCUGGAUUUAAUGAAGAGCUUGUAUGCAAAGUUUAUUGACUGGGACCAUCAAAUGAUUGACCUAGAGACUAGCAUUCCAUCUCAUGCAACAAAUACAGCGAUAAGCGAGGACCUUGGACAAGUAGAGUACAUUUUGACAGACAAAACAGGCACCUUGACUGAAAAUAAGAUGAUAUUCAGAAGAUGUUGUAUUAAUGGAAUUUUCUAUGGAAAUGAGAGUGGAGAUGCAUUGAAAGAUGUAGAGCUUCUUAAUGCUGUUUCCAGUGGUUCUCCUGAUGCUGUACUAUUUCUUACAAUUAUGGCAAUAUGUAAUACUGUCAUACCCACACGAAGCAAAACUGGAGAUAUCUUGUAUAAGGCACAGUCUCAGGAUGAAGAUGCUCUUGUUCAAGCUGCUGCUCAGCUGCAUAUGAUUUUCUUCAAUAAAAGUGGAAACAUUCUUGAAGUCAAGUUCAACACUACUAUACUUCAGUAUGAAGUCCUGGAGAUCUUAGAGUUCACUUCUGAUAGGAAAAGAAUGUCAGUAGUGUUGAAAGAUUGCCAAAAUGGAAAGAUCCUUCUCCUGUCAAAGGGAGCAGAUGAGGCUAUUCUUCCAUAUGCUCGUGCUGGGCAGCAAACCCGUCACUUCAUUGAAGCUGUGGAACAAUAUGCUCACUUGGGAUUACGUACACUAUGUUUGGCUUGGCGCGAGUUAAAGAAAGAUGAAUAUCAAGAUUGGUCUUUGAUGUUUAAAGAAGCUAGUAGCACUUUGGUUGAUAGGGAGUGGAGGGUAGCUGAGGUCUGCCAAAGAGUAGAACAUGACUUGGAAAUUCUUGGUGUUACGGCGAUAGAAGAUCGCUUACAGGAUGGAGUUCCUGAAACAAUAGAAACACUAAGGAAAGCUGGAAUAAAUUUUUGGAUGCUAACAGGAGACAAACAGAAUACUGCAAUACAAAUUGCCCUGUCAUGUAAUUUUAUUUCCCCAGAACCGAAGGGACAGCUUCUACUAAUUGAUGGAAAAACAGAAGAUGAAGUUUGUAGAAGUUUAGAAAGAGUGCUUCGUACAAUGCGGAUAACUACCUCAGAGCCCAAGGAUGUGGCUUUUGUUGUUGAUGGAUGGGCUCUUGAGAUAGCUCUUAAACACUACCUCAAAGCUUUCACUGAGCUGGCAGUAUUGUCAAGGACUGCUAUAUGCUGUCGUGUGACACCGUCGCAAAAAGCACAGCUUGUACAGAUAUUAAAAUCAUGUGAUUAUAGAACAUUGGCAAUUGGUGAUGGAGGAAAUGAUGUAAGGAUGAUACAACAAGCAGAUAUUGGUGUGGGCAUAAGUGGCAGAGAAGGAUUGCAGGCAGCAAGAGCAGCUGAUUACAGCAUUGGAAAGUUUAGAUUCCUAAAGAGAUUAAUUUUGGUCCAUGGCCGGUAUUCAUACAACCGUACAGCAUUUCUCUCCCAAUAUUCAUUCUAUAAGUCCUUGUUGAUAUGCUUCAUCCAAAUCUUUUUUUCAUUUAUUUCGGGUGUCUCUGGGACCAGCCUCUUCAAUUCUGUUAGCUUGAUGGCUUAUAAUGUUUUCUACACUAGUGUUCCUGUUCUGGUCAGUGUGCUUGACAAAGAUCUUAGUGAGGAAACUGUGCUCCGCCAUCCUCAAAUUUUAUUCUACUGCCAAGCAGGAAGGCUUCUAAAUCCUAGUACAUUUGCUGGAUGGUUUGGGCGAUCCCUCUUCCAUGCAGUAGUUGUAUUUAUAAUAAGCAUACAUUCAUAUGCCUACGAUAAGAGUGAAAUGGAGGAGGUUUCUAUGGUUGCACUUUCUGGUUGUAUAUGGUUGCAGGCUUUUGUAAUAACAAUGGAGACCAAUUCAUUUACAAUAUUGCAAUAUCUGGCUAUAUGGGGCAACUUGGCUGCCUUUUAUGUCAUCAACUGGAUCUUUAGUGCUCUUCCUUCGUCAGGGAUGUAUACAAUUAUGUUCCGGUUGUGUCGACAACCGUCAUAUUGGAUAACAAUAUUUCUCAUGACUGCAGCUGGGAUGGGUCCAAUUCUAGCCAUCAAGUACUUUAGAUAUACAUAUAAAUCGAGCAAAAUCAACAUACUUCAGCAGGCUGAGCGCGUAGGGGGACCGAUUUUGUCUCUUGCCACCAUUGAGCCUCAGCUCAGAUCUAUGGAGAAAGAUGUUUCUACCUUGUCAAUAGCACAACCCAAAAACAGAAAUCCUGUAUUUGAACCUCUGCUAUCAGAUUCUCCAAAUUCCACGAGAAGAUCUUUCGGACCAGGAGCACCAUUUGAUUUUUUUCAGCCACAGUCAAGAUUAUCAUUUUCUAACUACACGAGAAAUAGCAAGGACAAGUGA
Vicia faba (fava bean) is the source of this 3321-nucleotide messenger RNA. Lineage: Eukaryota; Viridiplantae; Streptophyta; Magnoliopsida; Fabales; Fabaceae. The record is from the annotation of a GenBank genome assembly.